This is a messenger RNA of Cyclocybe aegerita, 1023 nucleotides long. The record is from the annotation of a GenBank genome assembly. NCBI's taxonomy places the organism in Eukaryota, Fungi, Basidiomycota, Agaricomycetes, Agaricales, Hemipholiotaceae.
AUGGCGAGCUCUGUCCCAGUACCAUCGUCUCCUCAGCUUUGCGAUUACUGCCACCAGAAGCCGAAAUUUUCGAACCAUGCCUACUGUUCGAAGACUUGCGCCGGUCUCGCUGCGACUUUAUGUAACCACUGUCACAAGAAGCCUAAAUUCCAGAACUUCGACUAUUGUGGCAAGAAUUGUGCUGCUCUCGCUAACCCCGGUGGCAAGAGUCGGAACGCCACUGGUGCUUCUACCCAACCCCAGGCCGCUGCCUCUGGAGGCAAGACCUAUUCGAAAGGCAAUGCCAGCAACCAACAACAACAACAGGGUGCAUCCACUAUUGACCCUGUACAGCUCGCGAGUGAGUGUCGAUUUCAUUUAGGACUUCCUCGACGAUACGAUAUUUCCGAUAUCCACGACCGUAUCGCAUCGAGCCUUGCGUUGAUACGAUGGAUGAGAACUGGAUUUCAUCUACCUUUGUCCGCCUAUCUAGAAUUCGUUGCACAACAUAUCCCACAAGUGCAAGCCCUGCUCGCUCCCAACUCCGGAGGAGCGACGAACCCUAUAAACUCGUCGGGUUCGACUGUCCAGCCUCCCACGAAUCCUUUCGUUGGAGGAACUGCGGCUGCCCAAUCCGCACCUGUCAACAAUCCUUUCAUCAACGCGCAAGCGCAGAAUCCCUUCGCGAAUCCCCAGCCGCAGACAACGAGUAACGGUGCAGUUCCCUUAGCUGCCUCUUCCAAUACCCUCCCUAGCGCUCAACCUGCCCAUGCUAGCACGCAGCAAGCUGCCAUUAAUAUUGAGUGCCUUAUCCCUGGCUGCGGGAAGCCUGUCCACAUUGACGCGAAAGGCAUAAAGAUGAGCGAUUACUGCUCCAUGAGGCAUCGCGAGGAGGCCGUGACUUCAGGACUCGUCCCUCCUUGUAUAAUGUGCUUGGCGUACCCGCAGAGCGACACCGAUUAUUUUUGCUCGCGAGCGUGCAGGGAGGAAUCGAUGAACAAGGAGCUACAAUACGACGAUUGCUCCGGUUCAGAUUCGGAGUGA